Symbiodinium natans is the source of this 237-nucleotide messenger RNA. The record is from the annotation of a GenBank genome assembly. NCBI's taxonomy places the organism in Eukaryota, Dinophyceae, Suessiales, Symbiodiniaceae.
AUGCAUUGCGCGGUAUCCGGUGAGCAUGCUCUGUACUUGUGGGACAAGGAGACAACCGACAAGAACCUGGAAGCAGCUGGCCUGUCCCCAAAGGGAAUGACGGGCAGGCAGCUGAUGAGAGACUUCACCGAGAAAUGGGAUGAUCACAAGCAGGUCGAGGAUCUGUGUACGAGCGAGGCCGUAAUGUUCAUGAAGGCAAUGGCAGAGGUCUUCCCUGACGAGCUUGUCGCAGAGUGA